GUAGUCUGGGGCUCUUAGCAAAUCUUUCCAACCCCUCUCGGCUCUCUGGCUCUUCCCAACCAGCCUAUACUUUCCCUCGACUUUUUUUCAUUCAGUUGUGGGUGACGUGUGAGAGUGGAGUUCCUGCCUUCGUUUCAUGCAGUUUGGUUUAGAGGGAAGGAGAGGGACUCAUGGAGAGGCAGACAUUUACUUAACCUGUCAAAGGGAAGACAAAUUGAAGGUAUAAACAAGAGGGACUGUUUGUGUUUUGGCCCGGGUGCGUAUGCUCUGUCCUCACAGGGGAGCCGGACGAAGAGGAGGAAAGACGUGGACACUAAAGCUGAGAGAGUGGGAGAAAGUAACCGACGCGGGGAGAGAGAAGAAGAUAAGUUACCCAAUUGAGUCACCCAUGGGCAAAGGUGGAUGAGAAGUUGAGGAGUCUGUCUGACACGGGAGGAGGAGCGCCAGCCUGGGUGGGACCACCAACACAGCCUUCCUCCAACAACAACAGGACAGGAUGAGGUACCAAGGCAGGGAAGUGGAUGUUGAAGGACGAGUGCGCAUCGUGAUGGAGAGUGCCCUGACUGCCCGGGACAGGGUCGGGGUGCAGGACUUUGUCCUGCUGGAAAAAUACAACAGUGAGGCAGCCUUAAUAGAGAACCUACGGAGACGCUUCGGGGAAAACCUCAUCUAUACGUAUAUUGGCUCAGUGUUGGUGUCAGUGAACCCCUACAAAGAGCUGGAGAUGUACUCCAAGCAGCAGAUGGAGCGCUACAGAGGGGUCAGCUUCUAUGAGAUCUCGCCUCACAUCUACGCCUUGUCAGACAACACUUACCGAGCCAUGCGCACCGAGAGGAAGGACCAGUGUAUUAUGAUAUCGGGUGAGAGUGGAGCAGGUAAAACAGAAGCGUCCAAGAAGAUCCUCCUCUACUACACUGUCACCUGCCCCAUCAAUGAACAUAUGGCGACCCUCGGGGACCGCCUGCUGCAGUCCAACCCUGUGCUGGAGGCAUUUGGCAACGCCAAAACAUUUAGGAAUGACAACUCCAGUCGCUUUGGAAAAUACAUGGAUGUCCAGUUUGACUUCAGGGGGGCGCCAGUGGGUGGUCACAUCCUGAACUACCUGCUGGAGAAGUCGCGUGUGGUGCACCAGAACCACGGCGAGAGGAACUUCCACAUCUUCUACCAGCUUCUGGAUGGAGGGGACGAUGACUUGCUAACCACACUGGCCCUGGAAAGGAACCCUCAGAGCUACAACUAUCUGGUGAAGGGCAACUGUCCCAGACUCAGCUCCGUCAGUGACAAGAAUAAUUGGAAAGUUGUGAUGAAGGCCCUGUCUGUUAUUGGCUUCACUGAGGAAGAAGUGCAGAAAUUGCUGGAUAUCAUCGCCAGUGUUCUCCAUCUGGGAAAUACUCAGUUUGGGGAAGGGGAGGAAGGAGAAACUUAUAUCACCACCGAGACUCAGAUAACACAUCUUGCGAAGCUGCUGGGUGUCGAUGUUUCAGCGCUCAGGGACGCACUCACUCACAAGAAGCUCACUGCCAAGGGAGAGGAGAUGAUCAGCCCCCUAAAUUUUGAGCAGGCAAUGUCCGCCCGCGAUGCUUUGGCCAAGGCUGUGUACGGUCGGACCUUCACUUGGUUGGUGGAGAAGAUCAAUCAGUCGCUGGCUCUGAAGGAGGAAAUCUACCACAGCGGUAAGGGCUGCACAGUUAUAGGGCUUCUGGAUAUCUACGGCUUUGAGGUCCUGCAGCACAACAGUUUUGAGCAGUUCUGCAUUAACUAUUGCAAUGAGAAGCUCCAGCAGCUGUUUAUUGAGCUCACCCUGAGAUCUGAGCAGGAGGAGUAUGAGACGGAAGGAAUUGCAUGGGAGACGGUGCAAUACAUUGACAACAAGAUAAUUUGUGACCUGAUAGAGGAGAAGCACAAAGGCAUCAUCUCCAUUCUGGAUGAGGAGUGCCUGAGACCCGGAGAGACCUGUGAUGUCUCCUUUUUAGAAAAGUUGGAAGACACACUGGGCGGCCAUCCCCAUUUUGUCACUCACAAGUUGGCAAAUGGAAAAACUCGCAGGGUAAUGAGUCGGGAGGAGUUCAGACUGCUGCAUUACGCUGGAGAGGUCAACUACAAUGUCAAUGGUUUCUUAGACAAGAACAACGAUUUGCUAAACAGGAACCUGAAAGAGGUCAUGUGCCAGUCAGACAACCAGAUCCUAUGUCACUGCUUCCGCAGAGAGGAAGUGAUCCACCAGAAACGCCCAGAGAUGGCCGCCACUCAGUUUAAAAACAGCCUGAUGAAACUCAUGGAGAUCCUCAUGUCUAAAGAGCCAUCCUACGUGCGUUGUAUCAAACCUAAUGACGCCAAGCAGCCAGGAAGGUUUGAUGAAGUUCUGGUCAGGCACCAGGUGAAGUACCUCGGCCUGAUGGAGAACCUGAGGGUCAGGAGAGCUGGCUUUGCCUAUCGACGUUGCUUUGAAGCCUUCCUGCAGAGGUAUAAACCCCUGUGUCCGGAGACGUGGCCCAAUUGGCACGGCAGACUCGCGGAUGGUGUCUCGACACUGGUCAACCACCUAGGCUACAAAGCAGAGGAGUACAAACUGGGCAGGUCAAAAAUCUUCAUCCGUUUCCCAAAAACUCUCUUCAGCACUGAAGAUGCACUACAAGCAAAAAAGCCAGAGAUAGCUUUGACCCUGCAGACGUCGUGGAGAGGCUACAGAGAGCGAGCCAAGUACCAACGCAUCAGACGCGCAGUGAUUACGAUCCAGUCUGCGUGGCGAGGGAUGAAAGCACGCAGGAGGGCGAAGAGGCGUCGACAGGCUGCUGAGUUAAUACGCAAGCUCAUAAAAGGCUUCAUCUACCGCCAUGAGGAAUACUGCCCUGAAAACGAGUAUUUCCUGGAUCAUGUGCGCUGUUCCUUCCUCAAGAAUCUACGUAAAAACCUGCCCAAGAGCGUUUUGGACCAAAACUGGCCGACGCCACCUCCGUCCCUCGUUGAGACCUCUGACCACCUGCGGAGACUGCACAUGAGAAACAUGGUCAUGAAGUAUUGCAGGAGAGUCCAGCCUGAAUGGAAGAAGCAGAUGAUGCAGAAGGUUAUAGCCAGUGAGAUCUUCAAGGACCAGAAAGACAGCUAUCCUCAGGGAGUUGGAAGGCUGUUUUUGGAUUCCAGGCUGGAACGUGAACAAAUCAAUCUCAAAGUCGUCCAGACCCUCGGCAAUGACAAAGUGCAGUAUGGUGUAUCAGUCGUAAAGUAUGACAGGAGAGGUUUCAAGCCUCGGCCUCGCCAGCUGCUGCUCACGAACACCUUCGCUGUGCUCGUGGAAAGGACCAAAAUCAAACAGAGGGUUGACUACACAGCUCUGAGAGGCAUCUCCGUGAGCUCUCUCAGCGAUGGGAUGUUUGUUCUGCACAUGCCCAAUGAGGACAAUAAGCAGAAGGGUGAUGUGGUACUGCACUGCGACCAUGUGAUCGAGCUGGUGACCAAACUGGCCAUGAUGGCCGGCAAGGUCAACUACGUCAACGUCAGCCCGGGCAGUAUUAGGUUUGUUCUGGCUCGAGGCAAAGAAGGAAUCAUUGAUUUUGUCAGGGGUUCAGAGCUGAAGGUGGCCAAAGGCAAGCGAGGACAUCUGCUAGUGAUUGCCCCUCAGACCAACGUCACAUGAAGAUACAGAAAACCAGCCAAUAAGCCUUUUAGCUAACUGGAGGACUGCGCCUCAGAAGUUUGUAUCGUGAUGUGUUCAUUUUUAGCCGACAGGACGAUACCACAAGCACACACAACAUACUCAGCAGAAGGAAGAUCCCUUUCAUAUGCAUCGUCAUAAUUAUUACAAGAAUGUCUUUAAUGUUGCAAUAAUUAGUUUUUUUUAGAUUAGAAAAUCAUAACAUGAAGUUGUCACUGUUUCAAUUGCUUCAUCUACUUUAUUUUCACUCAUACAUAAAUAUAUUUCCACUUUAUCAAAUAUCAAAUAUAAUAAUGUAAAACACUGUAUCUCUAAGAGACAUCAAAUAAACCACUUUGAAAUAAAUAGCAUGUUAAUAAAUAUGUC
This is a messenger RNA of Cyclopterus lumpus (lumpfish), 4018 nucleotides long. Its product is annotated as unconventional myosin-Ic-like. Gene Ontology annotation, biological process: actin filament organization; vesicle transport along actin filament. Gene Ontology annotation, molecular function: microfilament motor activity; actin filament binding; ATP binding. The transcript has 32 exons. Lineage: Eukaryota; Metazoa; Chordata; Actinopteri; Perciformes; Cyclopteridae. The record is from RefSeq and is a predicted model, not a curated record. Gene Ontology annotation, cellular component: microvillus; vesicle; actin cytoskeleton. The coding region runs from base 497 to 3634 and encodes 1045 amino acids.